Messenger RNA from Dalotia coriaria, 2600 nucleotides. RefSeq lists its product as uncharacterized. The record is from RefSeq and is a predicted model, not a curated record. The coding region runs from base 217 to 2265 and encodes 682 amino acids. The transcript is spliced from 6 exons. Lineage: Eukaryota; Metazoa; Arthropoda; Insecta; Coleoptera; Staphylinidae.
UAGAAACUCCCCUGCGUGCAGCACGCAAAUGUCACCCACGCAACAUUCCAACUUCGCUCACGUAGGUGCGCGCUGUUUAUUUAUCUCCUGAAUUUUCGCGGAGAAAUGAAAAAGUGCAUACUGUAAACUUCAAACACCAACACACAAAUGCCAACAAAAUGGUGGAAUUAGUGAAUUUAACGUAUUAAAUCUACAUUUAAUUCUGUAAAACACAAAAUGGCAUUCUCCAACCCAGCCCUACGAUCCCCCACGGUGUUGGAGCAGCUAUUAGAAGAAAUCAAUUUUCAACGAACAAAGGAAAUGCGACAACUUCUAAAAGAUGAUUCUGGCUUUGUCAUGCUCCAAGGAACCACCUACUGGACAGAUCUCUUCGUGCGUCAUUUUCUUUUCCAAAAUGACAGCACAAUGGACUGCGAUGAUCUGCUUUUCUUCGUGCGCAAGAAGCACAUCAAGGGUUCACCACGAUACCUGCCCAAGUUCGAAACAGAAGUUGACGUUUUCCGCAAAGACAGCCGGAAAUUACCUAUCGGAGAUCCGGACAUCGACUGGGAGGAAACCGUCUACCUGAAUUUGAUUAUCCAUCAAUUUGAGUAUACUCUCACCUUGGCCAUUUGCACUCGUACCAGUCCCAAAGAAUUACAAGUCCUGAAAAGACAUUCCCAGAAAGUCUACGCAUCACCCAGCAGAAGACGCAUGGACACCAAAGGUGAAGUGGAGGAAAUCACCUAUCCGCAUAUAUGCUUCAUGGUGGAUAACUUUGAUGAGGUCUUCCAGGAUAUCCUCGUUAGGGAUGGUGAAAUGGUCUGUGUAGAGUUGGUUGCCGCCGAUCGUGCUGGCUCCAUUCAAGGUGUUAUAUUCCUCGGAUCUAUUAGAUACGAUGCUCUGAAAAAGGUUUAUGACGCGCGGCAAUCGAGCUUGAGUACAAAAAUGGCACAACGAAUGACCUUCGGAUUAUUUUCGACUUCAAGCGCUCAACGCUGUGAGUUCGUACGCAUGAAAGGACCUCAAGGUAAAGGUCACGCUGAAAUGGCAGUCACAAAACCGAAAGGUUCAGGUGUGGAAACACCUACAUCCGAACCGGGUUUCUGUGCAACUGAUAUGUGGGACUCCGACUGGGAGGAGGACCCUGAAGAUUUCUACAGUUAUCGCCAACAACGCAGACUCAGCGAUCCGAGCGCCAAUAUAAAUAAUUUCGUACGUGGCGGAUGGAAAACUAAACUGGAUGUCAAAUCACGCUCGGAGUGUGAAGGUCUUGACUCCAUGGACAAUGGUCUGAGUGAAAUUGAAGGCGGUGAUCUUAGAGAUGAUGUCUCUGGUCCUGCUUCGAAAGCGAAAGCCUGCUGCGGUUGUUUCCGGCGACGCGGCAAACGCGAUUCGAUUGCAUUGUCUGAGAUUUACAACCGUCGCGCUUGCCAAUCCCCUGAGAAGUGUGCCAAACGUGCGCCCAUCGGCCCGAUGGAGAGUAACUGCACGUGCAACAACCCCGCCCUGAGCAAAAUCUUAAACGGUUCUGAUUAUGAAAUUGGCAAGGAGCAGACGAAAAAGUUACGAGUUAAACCACCUCAGGUCAUUCCGAAAAAGUUAACUGAAUUUGAAUUCGCUGAUGAUGCAGCAAUGAGUUUAUCCAACGAGCAGAAUUCUGACGUUAAUGAAGAAACUAGUUUUACAGAAAACCCGUACGUUACAGUGCGUGGCAGAGAAGAGUUUCCUGGUCGGGUUGAGGAAGUCAAAGAGUACAACAUAUCUAAUCGUGCUAAGACUGAUUUAAUUUGCAAUAAGAAUAAGAGUAUUAAAGGCGGAAGUACAAGGAAUAUUAAUGAAACCUUGACGCCUGUCCAUACCAGUAUUAAAAAUGGCAACAAUCAUAGUUUUAUAGAUGAUAACUAUAAUAAGUUAGAUAAGCUAAAUGCAAGCGGUAAUAGUAAUGCGAGUAAUAAUAGUAAAAUUUACGGCUUUUGCACACUGCCAAAGCGCAAGAAUUCAGCGAAAAGGGCGUUAGGUCCUCCCAAACGGGUUACACCCGAUGGAACACACAUCUAUUAUUGGUGUGAUAUUCCGAAACGUGCCAAUCAUGAGUUAGACGACGGUGCUUACAACCCCUUAUGGACUAUGCGGGGCUUCACGCAGACAUUCCACUUCUGGAAGGAGAACAAACGUGCUCAAUCGGUACCACUUAAUGCAUUCCUUACUUAUGUUACUUUGCCAUGGUGGAGUAUUGCUAAAGAUAUUUUGGAUCAUCGUGAAGAACCCAUUUUGACCUUCUAGAAACUUCUUUCUACGUUCUUGAAAACUUUAACUUGAAAAACGAAAUACCAAAACUACCAAAAAAGAUUGAGAUGAACAAAUAAUAUUCAAAGAUUAUAUUUUUAUGCACAAGCGUAUUGGGUAACAUAACGACGAGAUGUUUACGUUUUCGUGUCUUUUUUAUAAUCAUAUAUUGUACGAAUAAUAAUUUAUCGGAUAUUAGAUCGAAAAAGAGGAGAAUCUUAAGAAGAAAAAUAACUAAAAACCAAAAAAGAAACCAGUGAUACAAAAUGUGUUGUUCAUUAAGAAUUAUGUCGUGAAAACAAAAAUAAUAAUAAACAUUCAUGAAAUUUUAA